Penicillium malachiteum is the source of this 348-nucleotide messenger RNA. RefSeq lists its product as uncharacterized. The record is from RefSeq and is a predicted model, not a curated record. The coding region runs from base 1 to 348 and encodes 115 amino acids. Lineage: Eukaryota; Fungi; Ascomycota; Eurotiomycetes; Eurotiales; Aspergillaceae. The transcript has 3 exons.
AUGCGAAUCACUGUGGAAAUUGCAGCACAACGUGUACUGGAAUCCAACCUGCGUGUUGCCUUGGAGGAUGCGUUGAUUUAUACUCUGAUCCAAAUCAUUGUGGAGCUUGUCUCACAGUUCCAUGUCUUGGCGUUACUCCAGGAUGUUGUGCUGGGGCAUGUACCGACCUCAGUUCUAACUCUAGUCACUGUGGCUCGUGCACCAAAACAUGUCCGCCUACGGCUUCAACAUGUUGCUCCGGAAAUUGCACUGAUACAACCUCAAACAUCAAUCACUGUGGCUCCUGCCUCGCGCUUCCGUGUCUCGGUCAACAGCCGGCAUGUUGUAACGGAACCUGCAAUGAUCUAA